Molecule: messenger RNA, 639 nt
Organism: Fusarium sp. VM40
Lineage: Eukaryota; Fungi; Ascomycota; Sordariomycetes; Hypocreales; Nectriaceae
Source: the annotation of a GenBank genome assembly
AUGGCUACAGUCACCAAAUCCUACGAGAAGAAGCGCCUCUAUCUCCAGCACCCGGAGGAGGAUUAUGGCAUCGUCAGCCGUCGCGUAACGCGCAUCAUCCCUCCUCCUCCUCGUGAGCCUUCACCUCCUCGGCCGCCGCCUGUUAUCGUGAGACCGCCGCUUCCACCACCUCCACCACCGCAGUACAUACCAUGUCCUCCUCCACCACCACCUCCGCCAGUCGAGGUGCCUUCGCCUCCUCCUCCGCCGCCGCCUCCCGUUCAAAAGCCCAAGCCGCCUCCUCCUCCCCCAGUGGAGAAGCCCAGGCCCCCACCUCCACCGCCGGAUGAUCCCAUCGAGGUCAUCGCGGUAGAUGUUGAGCCACACAAGAAGAAGGAGAAGAAGAAGCCCAAGUCUCGAUCUCGAAGCAGGCAUAGCCACCACUCAUCGUACGAUCAUGACCACGAGCGUGUGAUUGAGCGCGAGAGGUUCAUUCCUGUUCCUGUCCCGGUUCAGGUCGAGCCUCGCUACGAAACAUUCCGCUAUGUCGAGGGAACUCGGCGCCAGCAAUAUUCGCCUCCGUCACCACCAAGACGCGCAAUUGAGGAUGAACGUGUGCGACUUCGUAUCACGGAUCGAGAGCGAGAGUACUACAGAUGA